Molecule: messenger RNA, 989 nt
Organism: Papaver somniferum (opium poppy)
Lineage: Eukaryota; Viridiplantae; Streptophyta; Magnoliopsida; Ranunculales; Papaveraceae
Product: embryo-specific protein ATS3A-like
Exons: 2
Coding region: 26-598 (190 amino acids)
Molecular function (GO): protein binding
Source: RefSeq, a predicted model, not a curated record
UUAAGAUAUUGAUCAAUAAAUUAAGAUGAUGGUGAGGAACCAAACAUCCAUUUUUUCCUUCUGGGUUCUUUUUGCUCUUGUCAUUUGUGGAUCAUCACUAGCGCAAGAAGAUCAUCUUUCAACAGAGUCAACAAUGAAGGAGAACUGCAGCUACACAGUUAUUAUACAAACAACAUGUGCACAUGGGGCUGAAACAUCCAACAAUGUGAGCAUUAGAUUUGGAGAUAUAAAAUCAAAUGACAUUGUGGUGAAACAUUUGAACUCCAAACACAUGAGACAGGUUGAUCCGUUACAACCUGAUGUUUAUGACGAGAAACUAAAAAAACCAUUCCAAAUGUGCACUAUAGAUGAAUUUCGAGUUACGGGUCCCUGUGUUAAAUCACCGGUUUGUUACCUAUAUCUUAAAUCUAUGGGAGACGAUAAAUGGCGACCAGGUUUAGCACAAGUUCGUGUGUCUGGAGCAUCUCAUCUUUCAUCGACUGAGUUUUACUUUCGACGUUAUCUUCCUCAGCAUGUAUGGCAUGGAAAGGACAGAUGCGACAAAGAGGUGACUCCCUUUGGUAUAAAACGCAAGAGGAAGUUCUUUCCAAGGCCAUAAACUAUAAACCGGGAGCUUGAAAGUUAGGAUAUGGAUUUUGGUUCAAUGAAGCAUUGUAUGAAUAAACAUACUUCUCGUGUAAUUGAGUGUUGGUGUUCGAUGGUUGUAUUGGAAUAUUAGAGUUUGUCACACACAAGUAGCCGAGGUUAAAGUCCAGUGAAGGUCCGAGGCAACACAAGCAGUCAAGACACUUACUGGAAAAGAGGAUAAAACCAAUCUAACUACCAUGGACUUAAUCAAGAACUGGACUUAAUCAAGAUAAGUGAAGAGAAGCUUCCAAGAUAUGCUGUAAUCCAAUUUGUUAUCUAGAUAUGCUUCUUAUCAUGUAAUUAGUCAACAACACUUAUAGUUUACCACUCUAUAAAUACGAGUGUUCUAAUGUAACCGAAAU